This is a messenger RNA of Rubroshorea leprosula, 1853 nucleotides long. The record is from the annotation of a GenBank genome assembly. Lineage: Eukaryota; Viridiplantae; Streptophyta; Magnoliopsida; Malvales; Dipterocarpaceae.
GUAGUUUCGAUCUAACAAUGAAAUUACUGAUUGAUUGAUUGAAUGCUGCUCUAGAAUUUUGAAAAUUAUGCACUAUUCCCUUCACUAGUAAGCUUUAUGGGGGCAUGGCAAAAAAUUUUCUGUAAAUGUGUAGGCUUUUCAGAAGACCAGUAUGAACUAGCUUGCCCUGAUCCUGAUUAAAUGUUAGAUGAUCUUACCCGUCUCUUUUCCAAGUUUGAAAGAAUCUGCUUGUUUUGGCUUUCAAAAUGGGUUUAUGUCCUUGAUGAGGAUGAGGAAGUAUCUUAGCUAUGCAUUAAUUUUUAGAAAACAAUUAUUCACUGAGGUCAAAAAGAAGGGAAUAGAUAAAUAAGAGAAAUAGAGAAGAAAAGGCAAACUAUUGAAUUCAAAGAAUUCUGUAUUGUCUUUUUUACCAUUUUGUUUGCCUUUCUUCAUAUUCAAGUAGGGCCCAGAAAUCAGUCCAGCUGGUUUUGUUUUCUCUUGGUACAUGAUUAAACCAAAAUUACAUCAAAGUUGGAUCAUUCAUCCUGUGACCAACUUGGACAUAUUUCAUCUGCAACUUUUUUGCUAGUUCACCAAAGUUGAACUUGUCGCCUAGGUUUGGACACAUGAAAAACUUAAUAGGUAAAUUUCAAAGAAACUGUAAGAAAAUAAAAAGAGUCUUGAAGUUUGCAAUUUAGGACAGGUCUUUCAUGGUGGAAAGAACCAUUACUCAAGUUUGAAACAAGAAAAAGCAUUUUCAAUUAUUUGUUGAUUAUCCUUGCAUUAUUUGAAAGGCACUUACAUUACUGCUUUCCUAUGUAAAUUCAAUGAGUAGAUUACGUCUUUUCUUCAUGCAUUGCUUCCACAUGGUUCUUCCAAUGCCUUAACAAGGCCUAUAAUUAUGCUGAAGAUUGUUGGUGUAUAUUGGUUCUGUCUAGAUUGUUCUAACAUGCUGUCAAAUGUGAAGCAGAAUUAUAAGGGAGGUCAAAUCACUAACCGAGAAAUGCAUCAAGUUGUGAAAAAUCUAUUUCAGGGAAGGUUGACUUACUUGCACUGGGAUAAAGGAGAGGAAAUGACUCCAACUUUAGGAGCAAAAGGCGGAACUCUUCUUGUUCGGAAGAUACCAGAUGCUGAUACAUCCCAUGUUUUUGUUGGAGAUGUUGUGGUCUUGAAGGACCCUGAGAAUCGGGAUAACCAUCUGGUCAGAAGACUAGCUGCUGUUGAAGGCUAUGAAAUGGUGUCCACUGAUGAAAAAGAUGAGCCAUUUACCCUUGAAGAGGACCAGUGCUGGGUGCUGGCUGACAAUGAAAAAUUGAAGCCUAAGGAAGCAAAAGAUAGUCGACUAUUUGGUCCCAUUCCCAUGACGAACAUUAUUGGGAGGGUUAUUUAUUGUUUACGAACAGCUGUUGAUCAUGGUCCUGUGCUGAACAGUCAUUACAGCUUGAGAAGGGACUCACCCGUGCUUGAAGUAGAACUUGAUAUUGAUGAGAUGGUGAAGAAUCACAAAGCUUAGACCUUUCCUACUUAGCACUGACUCCUUCAGUUUGUGCUGCAAUUGGUAAUUGUUUCUAUCAUUCUGGCUGAAGAAUGCAAAGCACCGUGUUGCAUUUUGAGUUUCAACUAUAUUUAAAUCUUGCUCUGGAUAUCUCUGUAGUUUGGAAACGUAGCUAAACUUGUGGAGGGAAGAAGAUGAAAAUGUGUGAGCAUCUUUAUGAAGAUUGGUCAAUGGGGAUGCUUUUUUUGCCUUGAUCAUGCAUGUCAUGGAUCUUUUUGUUAAAACCACAAUAAAAGUAUAAAACAAAUGAAAAAAACUGAGGGAUUCUUGCGAAAUGGUGGUGUUUUGAUUUUUCCUCAAAUACAAGGCUUUUUUUUUU